Apus apus (common swift) is the source of this 1406-nucleotide messenger RNA. RefSeq names its product NIPA magnesium transporter 2 (gene NIPA2). Gene Ontology annotation, cellular component: membrane. Gene Ontology annotation, biological process: magnesium ion transport. The record is from RefSeq and is a predicted model, not a curated record. The coding region runs from base 1 to 1086 and encodes 361 amino acids. Gene Ontology annotation, molecular function: magnesium ion transmembrane transporter activity. The transcript is spliced from 5 exons. NCBI's taxonomy places the organism in Eukaryota, Metazoa, Chordata, Aves, Apodiformes, Apodidae.
AUGAGCCAAACUCGUGGGAGGUAUGACUUCUGCAUUGGUCUGGUGUUGGCUAUGAGUUCCAGCAUCUUCAUUGGAGGAAGUUUCAUCCUGAAAAAGAAAGGACUUCUCCGGUUAGCUAGGAAAGGCUCCAUGAGAGCAGGUCAAGGUGGUCAUGCAUACCUUAAGGAGUGGUUGUGGUGGGCUGGACUUCUUUCAAUGGGAGCUGGCGAAGUAGCUAACUUUGCUGCCUAUGCUUUUGCACCAGCUACAUUAGUGACUCCUUUAGGAGCUCUCAGUGUUCUUGUAAGUGCCAUUCUGUCAUCCUUCUUUUUAAAUGAAAAACUUAAUCUACAUGGAAAAAUAGGAUGUUUACUAAGUAUACUGGGAUCAACUGUGAUGGUAAUUCAUGCUCCACAAGAGGAGGAAGUAGAAAGUUUGAAUGAAAUGUCCCAGAAACUAGGUGAUCCAGGUUUUGUGGUCUUCGCAACUCUUGUUGUCAUUGUGUCUUUGAUUCUUAUAUUUGUGGUGGGACCUCGGCAUGGACAGACCAACAUUCUCGUGUACAUAACAAUCUGCUCUGUAAUUGGAGCGUUAUCUGUCUCCUGCGUGAAAGGUUUGGGCAUCGCCAUAAAGGAACUUUUUGCAGGAAAACCAGUGCUGGAACAUCCCUUGUCUUGGAUUCUGCUGCUAAGUCUUACUGUCUGUGUCAGCAUGCAGAUCAACUAUUUAAACAGGGCUCUGGAUAUAUUCAACACUUCGUUAGUGACUCCAAUAUACUAUGUAAUCUUUACGACGUCGGUUUUAACUUGUUCUGCCAUCCUUUUCAAGGAAUGGCGACACAUGGCGGCUGAUGACAUUAUUGGCACCUUCAGUGGCUUCCUGACUAUUAUUGUGGGGAUCUUUUUAUUGCAUGCCUUCAAAGAUGUUAAUUUCACCCUAGCAAACCUGCCUGUCUCUUUGCGGAAAGAUGGUACAGCAGUAAACGGUACUUUGCUGAGCUUGCACGACGGCUUUCAUCAUGAUGAAGAAAGUUCUCCCUGUCUCGGUGAAAUGCAAUCCACUGAGAGUCUCUCAGCCAGGAGAAAUGGAAGUCUGUCAGCCUUUUGAAAAUACCUACACGUUAGUUAAGAAAAGAACAAGUGUGUAACUCUGGAAUUAUUUUUUUUUCUUGCUGUGAAAUGUCUGAGCUUGUACUUUUUAACUGUGUGUUUAGACAAUCGUUAAUUUUUGACUUAGAUUUGUUUGGAUAAAGAACACUGAAGGGGUUUUUUUUAUUUGCCUUAUAGUUACUUUAAAAAAUACUAAAAUUACCUCAGACCACAGUUGGUUUUGUUGCUUAAGUUAUGUGUAAAUACUUUCAUUCUUCUGUUUUAAGAUGUAUUGCACUAAUGACAAUUUUAUCAAAAAUAAAUUGCUUUAUUUCUGCA